ACACAAAUUUAUAUAAAAUAAUACGCGUGGGGGAAUUUUCGCGAACAAAACGAGUCCGCGUAAUUAGCGUAAAACCCCCCUCGCGUAAAUUUCAACGUUUACAGUACUAUGGUAUAUAUUCUGAAAGGUCUCACUCCUGACAUCAAGAUAUAAACUAUUAUAGUAGCAACCAUGUUUAUGCAAUCAGGGUUGAUAUGACGGCGUUGGUACAGUGACGAAUCCCAAUCCCGCGGUGGUAUCAUGUAAUACAAUAACAUCACGUUUGGAGCAAAAUCCCAGUGAUCGUUGGCAUGUUUGUAAUGUUGAUAAAGAUGACAAACCGUUCCCAAUUAAAAACAUAUGAGUGCUAAGCAGGAGUGUAAUCUACAAUUUUUUGGGUCUGGUUUCUCUUGUCUAGGGGACAGAAAUCAAUGCCUUACCCACAGGGACAAUCGUUAAAAUAAAGGCCCAUAGUGAGGCAGUGUUAAUGGAGACAAAGUGAACAAGCUGUUCAAGAUAGAAUAAAAACGAUAUCAUUAAUUAAGUCACUUUUCAGCAAUCAUGUAAUCAUAUCAGCUGAUACUACCUGCAGGUUUUUGCAUGCAUAUCAAAAGAAUUUGUCAUGUACAUAUAUUAUAAGCUGUCGAAAUAAAACGGCUGGUUUGACUCUAAGUGACGCAGACAAUUAUCAUGGCGUAUCAGGCGAUGGCUGUUUAUCUGUUGGUAGCAAUCGUUGGUGUCUUUGUCAGCUCAACGGCGGCUUAUACGAAACCGAACCGCGGCAUUUUGUUCGAAAACUGUCCAAUAGGUACCAUCCCGGGCAAUGCGUUUUUGGACCCCGCGGUAGGAAAGAUCCUGUUAUCAUGCAGAAAGGCGCCAUCGCCUGUUGGAAAAUGUGUACUUUUGGAUGAAGAUGAUCCAACACAAUCGAAUGGGUGUCCUCCCAACUUCGCGUUUGUGGGCAUAGAUCGACAACGACCAAUUUGCUGUCAAUUUCAAGGUAUUCACAUCACAGAUUGCCGAUUGACGAGACAUUUGUAUUCGACCAAAAUUGGGUUUGAUAUUAAAGUCCCGGAAGGCUACGCAGUGGUUGGCAGACAAAACUACGGAUCGUGCAGAGCAGAUCCAACCGUGUUCCGGGUCAAAAUUUGCAAAUUAACACAAACAAUGGCCUACCCUAACUAUUACCAUAUGAUUUAGAUAAACAUUCAUCAGAAUAUAUAUGGCGAAUUACAUUGGUUCCCGUGUGGCAUUGAUCAACUGUGAAUGUGUAGGCUGUUACAUUGAUGAAAAGACUAGCAUUGUGCUGAUCCAUAUAGCUUUAAAUUGCAAAGCUGGUUAGUCACUAUCGUGAUUGAAUACUGUUGUGUAGGAUCAUGUCCUAUCGGUUAACGUACAAUAAAUGUGAUUUUGCGAUAA
Molecule: messenger RNA, 1398 nt
Organism: Pecten maximus
Lineage: Eukaryota; Metazoa; Mollusca; Bivalvia; Pectinida; Pectinidae
Exons: 5
Coding region: 670-1179 (169 amino acids)
Source: RefSeq, a predicted model, not a curated record